Molecule: messenger RNA, 2283 nt
Organism: Miscanthus lutarioriparius
Lineage: Eukaryota; Viridiplantae; Streptophyta; Magnoliopsida; Poales; Poaceae
Source: the annotation of a GenBank genome assembly
AUGGGCACGGACCACCGCGGUCUGGCCGAGGCCGAGCCCGAGCCCGAGGCCGUCGGCGGCGCCGUCAAGGAGGAGGGCAUCCUCGACGACGACGACGAGGAGGAGACGUCGCCGAUCGAGGAGGUGCGGCUGACGGUGCCGACGACGGACGACCCGUCGCUGCCGGUGUGGACGUUCCGGAUGUGGAGCAUCGGGCUCUUCUCGUGCGCGCUCAUGAGCUUCCUCAACCAGUUCUUCUCCUGCCGGACGGAGCCGCUCGUGGUGACGGGGAUCACGGUGCAGGUGGCGUCGCUGCCCGUGGGCCACUUCAUGGCCCGGGUGCUGCCGCGCACCAGGUUCCGGGCGCCCGCGCUGCUGGGCGGCGGGGAGUGGAGCCUCAACCCGGGGCCCUUCAACAUCAAGGAGCACGUGCUCAUCUCCAUCUUCGCCAACGCCGGCUUCGCCUUCGGUGGAGGCAGUGCCUACGCCGUCGGCAUCAUCAACAUCAUCCGCGCCUUCUACGGCCGUCACAUCUCCUUCCUCACCGCCUGGCUCCUCGUCAUCACCACGCAGGUGCUCGGGUACGGGUGGGCGGGGCUGAUACGCAAGUACGUGGUGGAGCCGGCGCACAUGUGGUGGCCGGGCACGCUCGUCCAGGUCUCCCUCUUCCAGGCAUUGCAUGAGAAGGACGAAUCCGCCAAAGCCUCACGCCAGAUCUCUCGUUCCAAGUUCUUCGUGGUGGUGCUCGCAUGCAGUUUCGCUUGGUACGCCGUGCCGGGCUACCUCUUCCCGACACUAACGUCCAUCUCAUGGGUGUGUUGGGUCUUCUCCAAGUCCGUGACGGCGCAGCAGUUGGGGUCGGGCAUGAAGGGCCUUGGUCUUGGUGCCUUCACACUCGAUUGGACCGCUGUCGCCUCAUUCCUCUUCAGUCCCCUCAUCUCACCCUUCUUUGCUAUCGCCAACGUCUUCUUUGGCUAUGCUUUCUUUCUCUACGUGAUCAUGCCUAUAGCAUAUUGGGGGUUCGACCUGUACAACGCCAAGACAUUCCCUAUCUUCUCCUCGCACUUGUUCAUGUCAAAUGGCACCAACUACGACGUCAAAUCAAUUGUGAACAAUCGGUUUGAGCUUAACCGGGACGCUUAUGAAAAGAAUGGCAAAGUCAACCUCAGCAUAUUCUUUGCACUCAGUUAUGGGUUCAGCUUCGCCACCAUUGCGGCCACCAUCACUCAUGUCGGAUUCUUCUAUGGAAAGGAAAUCUACCACCGUUUCAAAUCAUCGCAGAAGGAGAAGCCUGACAUCCACACGAAGCUGAUGAGGAAGUACAGUGAAAUCCCAGCAUGGUGGUUUUACUCGUUGAUGGCGUUGUCAAUUACAGCGUCCCUCCUCCUCUGUACUGUACUGAAGCGUGAGGUACAACUCCCGUGGUGGGGCCUCAUUUUCGCAUGUGGCAUGGCAUUCAUCUUCACACUUCCCAUCAGCAUCAUCACUGCGACAACCAACCAGUCGCCUGGUCUGAAUGUGAUCACUGAGUAUGCCAUGGGUCUAAUUAUGCCGGGCUCUCCUAUCGCCGUUGUCUGCUUUAAAGUCUAUGGCUACAUGAGCAUGGCACAGGCUGUUGCCUUCCUCUCGGACUUCAAACUUGGCCACUAUAUGAAGAUCCCUCCGAAGUCCAUGUUCCUUGUUCAGUUUGUUGGCACCAUUGUGGCUGGCACGGUCAACAUUGGGACGGCAUGGUGGCUGCUCGGCUCCAUCCACGACAUCUGCUCAGAUUCACUCCCACCAGAUAGCCCCUGGACAUGUCCUAAUGACCGUGUGUUCUUCGACGCAUCAGUCAUCUGGGGCCUUGUCGGUCCAAGGCGCAUCUUUGGGCCAGAUGGGAACUACGGCGCCCUCAACUGGUUCUUCCUCAUCGGCCUAGCAGGCCCAGUUAUCGUAUACGCUUUCCAUAGGAUGUUCCCCAACCAGAAGUGGAUUCCAUUGAUCAAUCUUCCGGUGCUCUUUGGUGCAACAGCCUACAUGCCUCCAGCGACGGCUGUGAACUAUAACUCAUGGCUGCUUAUUGGUACCAUCUUCAAUUUCUUCGUGUUUCGAUACCGGAAGAGGUGGUGGACGCGGUACAACUACAUUCUCUCCGCUGGGCUCGAUGCCGGAGUUGCAUUUAUGGGGAUCGUGCUGUACUUUUCGCUAACCAUGGAAAACAAGAGCAUCGAUUGGUGGGGUACCGCAGGAGAGCACUGCCCUCUUGCCUCGUGUCCUACUGCUAAAGGGGUGGACUUGGGUGAUGGCGCCUGUCCAGUCUUCUAA